CUCGCAGGUGAGGCACGCACAGUUUCGUCAUCCGGCGUGUGCCGACCCCCGCGGUCUCGAGACCUGCCUGUGGGAAUGAGCCCAUUCCAACGCUCCUGUCGUGCCCGACCGCAAAACAUUUAUUUCCAAAUGCUGGCGCCGUUCGUUCCUUCGAUCGCAAUGUGGCAGAAGUUGUUACCUCGCUUGCAGAAGCCGUCAGAAAGGGACGUCAGCGCUAUGCACAGUUGCGGCCCUUGUGCUUUGCGCUAGCACCAUUCGGUGGCCUCAUCACCGAGUCUCGCUGCUGCAGCUCGCUUCUGGUCUUGUUCCAGUCCGCAUUCUACCAAACGGGAAUAAUAACGCUCUUCGGAAGCCUGCGAAAUCCUACCCUCAAAAAAAUCAAGAACAAAAACCUCAGUAUUUUUAUACUUGGAUACAAUAGUGCUCUCCGGAAGGAAACAUAAAUAGUCCAACAGGUGUUCACUACCAGAGAAAGUGAAAAAAAAUAUUAUGGCAGGUAAAAUAAAAUUCAGUAAUAUACGUCUUUCAACGUAAAGUGAGCCUUCAUUUUUAUUCCAGGAUCGUGUGUGAAUAGAAGUUAUCAAAAAAAGUGUCCAUUCCCAAGGAAGAGCUGUAGAGAGGGUUGGUGGAAGAGUCUCCUGGUCCCGGAAUCUUGAAAAUUGUGAAAUAAUUCGUUGACAUCGCGGCCUGGUCGUCAAUAUGGCAUGCCAGACGAAGCAGCUGACGUGUCAUCACAGAUGGCCUGUCAUAGCUGUUCUGCUGCUAGUCUGGGCUAGCUCUGUGACCGAGUGUUCCAAGAAGAGGUCGAAACUUCUAGAAGAAAUAUUGAAUGCAGCAGAAAGCGAAAAAGACUUCAAAAACUGGCCUCCACUUUAUGAUUCUGACAAAGCUACAAAUGUUCAAGUCAAGAUCUACGUCGACACCAUUGAUUCCGUCAAUGAAGCCACGAUGGAUUUCACAGUCAGUAUGCUGCUGCACCUGCGGUGGAAGGAUGAGCGGCUGGUCAAGUUCAACAUGCAGCAGACCUUCAAGGGCCUCACCACGGACUUCCUCGAGUUCGACUCCGCCAACAUCAAGCGUAUAUGGGUUCCAGACCUGUUCUUUCCCAACGAAAAGAAAGCUUUCUUCCAUGAAGUGAUGAUAACCAAUCAGAUCAGCCGCCUUUACAAAGACGCGUCCAUCCUUCAUAUUUCAAGGCUGUCGAUGACACUGAGUUGUCCCAUGAACCUCCGGUUCUAUCCUUUUGACAAACAGUUCUGCUCUAUUCUCAUCAUGAGCUUCGGGUAUGCAGACGACAAAAUUACCCUGGACUGGAUGAAUGUUACAGAACCCAUCCAGUCAACGGAGAUAGACCAAGAAGAAAACCCGAUUAUGGUCAACGAUGACGUCGAGCUGCCACAGUUCAAAGUCACAGGUCAAUCCGCUGAAAGAUGUAAGAAACGGUACCAUCAAAAGUCAGGGAACCAUAGCUGUCUAGAAGCCAAGUUUUACUUGGAACGGAACAUCACGUACUACGUGGUACAAAUGUACAUUCCGUCCAUCCUCAUCGUUAUGCUCUCGUGGAUUUCCUUCUGGCUCAACGUCAACUCCGUUCCAGGACGCAUCUCGCUAGGGGUCCUCACGGUGCUCACCAUGACAACCCAGAGUUCCGCCGUCAACGCCUCACUUCCCAGGGUUUCCUAUACAAAAGCCAUAGACGUGUGGAUGUCAACCUGUCUCGUCUUCGUCUUCUGCUCUCUGCUGGAGUUCGCUGUUGUCAACGUCCUCAGUCGUAAGGACAGCCUCAGGGACUUCUCCAUUCGUAGGGUCUUCAGCAUCCCCAAAAGACUUUGAAAAUGGCAAUACUGUAAGGAGGUGUCGAUUCCUUUGGAAGAGGACACAGACGACAAGAAGAAGAGGAAGAGGUUUGCCAAGCGCGGCAUUGUGUACGCCAUGUACCUUGACGUGGCCUCUCGCAUCAUCUUCCCAGUCAUCUUUGUCAUCUUCAUCAUGAUCUACUGGCUGUACUACGUCAAUGUCGACGUCAACCCGGAAUAGUGACAUCGACUACCUGGGCCAUUACUCUUAUCAGGAAGAAGUUUGGGGCGGGAGGAACACAGAAGGAACUCAUCUACAAAACGUUCUCGCGAUGACUGGCGAGCUCUUGCAAGACAUGAAGACGUUGGGCGAGAAGAACCAGGUCAAAACUCGCCCCAACCCACUCCUAAAAAAAAAAGAAGCAGAAGAAGAAGAAGAUAAGAAGACAGCAAUGCUGUUAUUUCUUCAUCGCCUCUUUUUUUGCGAUGAGACAGCGUGUGUUCUGGUGACACAUCAGUUCAAGAUAUGGCGUCGUUUGUACUAACUGCUGUUACGAUCUGUGUAGAAUGUGAAGCUGGUUUAGUACACCUCAUAGUCAAGUAUUAGACCUCGUAGCACCAAUUACCCUCAUGCACGAAUCAAACAUGCCACACAGGUAAAAUAGGUAAAAGUAGCUCACACUGUCAGGUGUUCAUUUGUCACCAUCAGCUUUCUUCUUCUUGUCCCCUCCUCAUCCUCAUCCUGUUCCCCGCUCUCUCCCUCUCAUUAUUUUCUUGAUAGUUUUUUUCCGUUUCAUGUUUCCUUCUUCACUCGUUUGUCCUCAUGUUCUUUUCUAUUGAAUCAUAAGUAUUUAUCUUUUUAUCUUUUUCUGUCCGACAUGCACGGACAUCUCUAUUUAUGCACCACUUCACUCCUCACUGUAAGCACCAAUCGGCAUCUAACAGUUUUUAAUGUUGAUAUUUAAUGAAAAUUAGGUUACACAGUAUAAACUUAGUGGUACAGGAGAGGGGACAGUGGAUUCACGGAUGAUGCUUGAUGUUUAUAUCACACACUAGUCCAGAAGUAAAUCUCAUGAGAUGUUAGCUGGCACAUAACUGUCUCUGAAGCUGCUUUAUCUUACCAAAUAUGAAAAUCAUAUGUCCUGUUUGUCACUUGUCAUAUUUAAGAUUUCACACUUACACAAGCGUGAACAUAUGCAUACACACACAGGAAAGAGAGAGAGAGAGAUGAUAGAAAGAAUAAUUAAGCUCAUAGCCAAGCAAAGCUGGGCUUCUGUUCAGAGAAAUGUCAGUCAGCAAAAUGUCCUUUUGAUGAACUGUCUUAUGGCCAAGUCAUUCAGCAAAUCGCCCAACAAAUGAACUAAAUGAUCAAGUUCAGCAACAGUUUUUAAGAGGUAUCAGUAACGUACAACACAUCUUAUCCUUUAAAUGAAUUAUUAAAAAACUUUUUUCUAGUUACAACAGUAACCUCCAAUUCACGAGGCUGUCCAUAAAUGGGCAACGGGUUUUCGAAUGUACCUGAAACAUGACUGUGCAGUCUCUUCUCAAUUAGUGUCUAUCUUUGAUUUCUAAUUACUGACUCUUCGUAUUUCCUCAGUCCUUUUUGCUUUUUCAUGCAGUUUCUACACUGCAGUUGUAUACUAAUUAUUGGUAAUUAUGAUUCCUUUCGAAGGGACUCUGCUGUGAUGAGCUUCACAAACGAUUGCUGCUGAACUGUAUUGACAAAAAGAACACACGACACGAGAGAACCUCACUAAUCUCCAUCCUCUUUUACAAGAAAUCGAUCAUUUAUCACAUUACUUUUGUCUUACUUCUCCUCCUUACAACACUUGCACACAAGCUGCUGUCAUUCUAAUUGGUGGCAGACAUUGCUGGCUUUUAUUGUCUUUGAACUUCUUAGGGAUUACAGAAACUGAAUUCCCCUGUUUAGAUUAAAUCACAACACCGUAGUGUUAAUCACAUUCACCGGCUGUUAAAACUUGUCUUGAAUACUCAUUAAUCUUCACGUUAUUUAACAAUAUGCACAAAUUUGUACAUACUAAUUGUUCACUUGAGAAAUGCAAUCAAAUGUACUUUACUGACCCAGGUCUAGAAGACGUUAUCGCACUUUCAUCACUUUUAACCUCAUUGAUGCAUUUUACGAUUUAUAUGCAGGCUGUAUUUAUACAUUGUUCAUGUCAACAUUUCGCUUCUGCCAUGUGUAUAAUUUAUUUUAUCACAUUGCCACUGAACAUGUCAAUAGUUUGGAGAUAUGCGGGUCCCGAGCGUGAAAUGUGAAAUAGGGCCAUCUUUUAUGUCAUUCACCUUCUGCUGGCGAAAGGCUUAUAUUAGUUUUUAUGUUUUAAGAUGAAAAUGAAGCAAAACAAAUGUUACUAACUGGGUUUGCUGUAAUAACUGUCGAGAAAUAAUUUCAAAGCAAGGGACGUAAUAAAUUAUCCUCAUCCUGCACGAGCGUGGGUUGUAGUUCUUGUCUUUACAAACUAGUUAUUGCAGCUAAAGGUUACUAAAUGGAGUUCAGUGUACAACUGUAGAAUAAUUAAUUCAGGACUCGAUGCAACAAUUUAUACAGAAUAUAUUAUUCCAUAAGUCUAGAUACAAAGUGUACAGAAUUCAUAGCAUAAUGAUUCACAGAAAAAGGAAGUGGUGGAGUUGGGGAGGGGGAGAAGUUGAAGGGGAUGAUGGUGUAGGAGACAAUAGUUUCACACACAAACAUGCGUGUGCGAGAGAGAGUGUGAGUCUCACAUUAUCACAUAUAUGAAAUUACCAUGUUGACCAAGGAUAACUACGAAUAAUUAAGAAGCAUUGCAACGGUGUGUACACGCUAUACAGAGUUGUUUCACUGUGAUCAACCGACUACCCAAGCAAAUUUCAUUUGUGUAUUUUGUUUCACGUGUGUGGUAGUCUGAAUUGUAUCAUAGUAAGCAGUGUGACCAGUAGCUACAGUUAUUCUCUCUGUAUGCCUUCAUUUAUCUGUGAUUCUAUUUUUCGCCAGUUUCAAAUCUUCAUUACGUUUGUAAAUCACUUUCAAAGAAGGCUUAAGUCAGACACUGAUUGGCGAACCUUUUGCAAGUAAGUUUUUUUUUUUUUUUAUAAAAAAAGCAAGAUAAUUUUAACUGCUUCAUUUUUUUCAUGCAUUUUCCUUUGAAUGUACGUAACAAAAGAAUGAUAUAGAUGUUAGCUAUAAACUGUCUGCUUCUCUCCCGAGCUGCUGUUUUUGAACUCGACUUUCCUGUUCAAUCCCUUUAAUGGCUGAUACCAACGGUAAUUGCUUCUACUCUGCUAACUAUAGAGCCCAGUCCAUGAGUUGGUUUCAUUUCUUUAUGCAGUCAUCCCUUGGUUUGUCUUAUAUACAUGUCGCAGUUGUCUCUCACGCAUGUGUGACGUCUGACACAUUCCGCCACUAGAGGGCACUUGCUGGUAGUCACGCUUCACUGGGAAACCCUCAAUAGCUGACUAAUUUUUGUUCUUACCAAACGCUUGUUCUGUAAGCGUGGACAUGUAGGUGCAUCAUUGGAAGAUCCUCACUAAGAUUGAGAAAAAUCACAUUAUGUACUCUCAGUUCCUUGUCCUCACUCCUGACCCUAGAGGUUGUUAAUAAUUAUUUGUGCGUUUCCAAGAGAACUUGCAACCUUAGGGACUGUAGUAUUCUGCCCCUGCCUACGUGUUUCAAAGACCAUUGUCGACUCUUCUGUUUGAGACUUCUGUAUUUCCUGUUUGCAUUUUAACUUGUUUUUUUGUGCCAGCAAUCCGCUUUGCCUCUGUUCGCGCUGUGUUAGCAUAAACUGUGAUCUCAUACUUCAUGCUUGUAGUUGUAUAGCAAUCUCCUGCUUGAUACUAUAAAUCUGCAUCUGGUAACCAUCUGGUAACCACAUGCCAGCAAAACACUGACAUUAUACUUAAUUAGAAAAACACUUUCGUCUAUAUCCUUUGAACUUUAUGAAGUUGCUUGAAUAUGAUUGUGUUUCCCAUAAAAAUAUUGAUAAAGCGACAUUUAAUUUUCGGCUAAGGGAAUGUUCUUAAGCGUUCAUUUAUGCACAUAUCUAGAUGUAGAUUUUCUUAUUAAAAAGAGAAGAAGAGAAUAAUAAAAAGAAAGUGGCA
Molecule: messenger RNA, 5894 nt
Organism: Pomacea canaliculata
Lineage: Eukaryota; Metazoa; Mollusca; Gastropoda; Architaenioglossa; Ampullariidae
Product: glycine receptor subunit alpha-3-like
Exons: 9
Coding region: 700-1833 (377 amino acids)
Biological process (GO): regulation of membrane potential; signal transduction; chloride transmembrane transport
Cellular component (GO): neuron projection; synapse; membrane
Molecular function (GO): extracellular ligand-gated monoatomic ion channel activity; chloride channel activity; transmembrane signaling receptor activity
Source: RefSeq, a predicted model, not a curated record